Molecule: messenger RNA, 859 nt
Organism: Sinocyclocheilus anshuiensis
Lineage: Eukaryota; Metazoa; Chordata; Actinopteri; Cypriniformes; Cyprinidae
Gene: mtrfr
Product: mitochondrial translation release factor in rescue
Exons: 4
Coding region: 1-573 (190 amino acids)
Biological process (GO): translational termination
Cellular component (GO): mitochondrion
Molecular function (GO): translation release factor activity
Source: RefSeq, a predicted model, not a curated record
AUGGAUGCUGUUUUAAGCCUAGAAGCCGAUAUCAGGAAAGCUCAGACAAAUAAAGAAGUACAGUGGUUCAGUGUGUACAUCCAUCAGCGCCUUUUCGCUGCCUGGAAGCUGCUCUGGGGAUCGCUGAACACAGGGACGAGCCUCAUACUCCAUCAGCCGUGGCUACGGGUAACAGGAUGGCCGUGUGUUUUCGCUGCUGGUAAGAAAUACCAAAUUGACCUGCCAGUAGUCCACGAGAAAGACCUUGAUGAACAGUUUGUUCGUGGAUCUGGUCCAGGAGGACAAGCCACCAACAAAACCAGCAACUGCGUGGUGCUCAGGCAUAUUCCCACGGGUAUCGUCGUAAAGUGUCACCAGACCAGAUCGGUGGAUUUGAACAGAAAACGAGCACGGGAGAUUUUACGCGAGAAACUGGAAAUUGCGUAUAAGGGUGAGGAAAGUGAACUGCUGAAAAUGAAAAAGGAAUCCAUACAGAGGAAACAGGAAAAACGGCAAAAAGUAAAUGAAAACAUGGAAAAAAAGAGACGAUUCAAGGAGAUGCUGUACUCAGACCAAGAAGAUGACAAAUGCUGAGGAGCACAUGAUUUAUACAGUGUAUUAUACACUGUGGACAAGACCGCUUUAACAGUAUAUUCUGUAAAUUAAGAUAUUGGGGAAGAUAUUUGGAGAACUGGAUACAGUGCUUGGCUCUGUUAUAGCAAUUAACCUUUAACUUUGUGUUUGAUAAAAAUUUUCAAGUUUGUAAGCAAAUUGCUCUUAUGUCCCUGGUUUUGUUGAAGUGAAAACUAAGGUUUCUGUAAAGUGAGAGGCCAUAGCUUGUUGAGUACAUAACAUCUGGUUAAUAAACAAAGAUGCAAAG